AUCAUUAUGUUGAAUGACCCUUCACCAGCCCAACAACGAUACUGCUGGUGAAGAUAAUCAAAACCAAAACCCAAACCCUUUGAUUUUCCGAAUACCCUUUUGGAAAAAGCAUCGAUUUUUGUUGAAAUAACAAGAAUCACGAAGUGGGUUUCUGAGGAAAAUUGAAUUGGAAAAAUGGGGGCUUGUGGGUCUAAACCUAAAGUCUCUGGUGAUCUUAAAACGAAGAAGAUGAAUAAUCAUAGUCAUCGUAGGAAAAGAAGAAGGAUUCUUCGAAGAAGGGUUUCUUCUCAUAAAAUUGAGAAUAAUGUUGCUAACUCUAAUUCUGGGUUGCAGACUUCGAAUCGUGCUUCAGAUGCUGCUUGGUUUGAUUCUAUUUCAGCUUUAGAUUCUGAAUGUGAUGAUGAGUUUUACAGUGUCUAUGAUGGAGAAAUUUCUGCGAGUCAUGCAGCUGAUGAUAUUGGACAGGAAAGAAGACUAACUCCUGAUCAUUGUGGAAUUCUGCAAAAUAAUUGUUUGCCUUGCCUUACUUCUUCUAAUGCCCCUUCUAUCGAGAAAAAGAAGCCAAUGAGUCCCGACACGGCGAGUGCGCGAAGAAAGUCGCUUUCCAAACUGUCCUUCAAGUGGAGGGAAGGGUCUUCUGACAUGGCAUUACUUUCCCCUAAGGCGUUCAAACAAAAACUAGUAGCGGGUUCGACUAUUCCGUUUUGUUCAAUUGAGAAACAACUUCCAGGUACUUGGUCACCACUUGAGCCAAGUACCUUCAGAGUCAGAGGAAAAAAUUACUUGAGGGAUAAGAAGAAAGAAUUUGCUCCAAGCGGUGCUGCUUUCUAUCCCCUCGGUGCUGACCUCUUUUUGUCACCGCGAAAAAUUGAUCAUAUUGCUCGAUUUGUACAAAUUCCUGCAAUAAAUAUACCCGGGGACAUCCCUUCUAUUCUUAUUGUAAAUAUUCAGAUACCGUUAUAUCCUGCUACAAUCUUCCAAAGUGAAAACGACGGUGAAGGAAUGAAUGUGAUUUUGUACUUCAAAUUAUCUGAAAAAUAUUCUAAAGAUCUUUCAGACCAAUUUCGAGAAAAUAUCACUAAAAUGAUUGAUGAUGAAGUCGAGAGAGUUAAAGGCUUUCCUAUGGAUUCAAUCGCACCAUUCAGAGAUAGAUUAAAAAUUUUAGGUAGAGUGGUGAAUGUGGAAAAUCUUAAUUUAAGCGCGACUGAAAAGAAGCUGAUGAAUGCGUACAAUGAAAAACCUGUUCUCUCACGUCCUCAACAUGAGUUUUACUUGGGAGAAAACUAUCUUGAGAUAGAUUUGGAUGUGCACAGAUUUAGCUAUAUUGCAAGAAAAGGAUUUGAAGGCUUCAUAGAAAGACUGAAGCUUACUAACCUGGAUUUUGGUCUGACAAUUCAGGGAAACAAGCCAGAAGACUUGCCGGAGCAUUUAUUAUGUGCGAUUCGGUUGAACAAAAUUGACCACAGCAGUUUCAACCAGUUUGGUGUUUCAAGUUAAAGCUUAAACAUAAAAAGAGCUUUAAGCUUAAGCUUAAUGUAAUAUCAUAGUCAUUAUAUCUUAUAAGAAUGUUAAUCAUAGAAUAUUUUGAGAUGAGAUUCUGUGGCUAACUGCCAUAUGUAUGUAUGUAUCUUUGAAUUUCCUUGAUUCAUUGAUUAAGUUGUAGAAUGUAUAGUGAUGAGAAUCUUAAAUGAUUAAAUUGAAAAACAAAUAUUUAAUUA
Molecule: messenger RNA, 1718 nt
Organism: Vicia villosa (hairy vetch)
Lineage: Eukaryota; Viridiplantae; Streptophyta; Magnoliopsida; Fabales; Fabaceae
Exons: 9
Coding region: 175-1497 (440 amino acids)
Source: RefSeq, a predicted model, not a curated record